AUGGUACCAUUGGUCACAAUCGUCGCAAUAGAUCCCACUCUGGCUCCAGAGCAAGAACCGUCAUUCAGAGUUUAUGUUGGCAACUUGAAGCCAAAUUGUCCGGAAGACACUUUACGCUUCCUUUUCGAGGAGCACGGUGUUGAGGUCGGACACAUUUUGGUGAAGAGAAGUUACGCCUUCGUUGAUUGCGAGGAUCAGGCUAACGUUGACAAAGCCAUUGAUAAAUUAAACGGUCACCAGUUUCCUUGGUCAGAUAUGAUGCAAGUAGAGCCAUCUGUUGGGCGAAGGAGGCGCUCAAACAAAGUUCAGAUCCGCAACUUUCCUAGUCAUAUUGGUGCUGAAGAAAUCCAAGAGCUUGUGCGUACAUAUGGACCUGUCCAGAAGUGCGAAUUAGUUGGUGCAGAGGGUUUGGUGUAUGUGACAUUUGAUAAUCCAGAAGCUGCUCAAAUGGCUGUGACGAGCUUAAAUGGCAUAGACUUUCAGGGAUCAUCAAUUAAAGUUGAUUUUGCAAGUAAUAAGACUGUGCGUAGACCAAGGCCAAACUAUGGUGGCCCAGUUGCAGAUAGAGGCAUGAUGGAGAGGGGGUCAGGCCCACAGGGCGGUCAGGGCAACCGGGCACAAGAGCUCCCUCUUAGAAUUGUGGUUGGCAGUGAAUUUAUUGGUGCUAUCAUUGGAAGACAAGGCCAGACUAUACAUAACAUAACCACACAGAGUAGAGCAAGGGUCGACAUUCAUAGAUCUGAAAUGGCAAUGUCACCAGAAACAGUUAUCACCAUCAAAGGCAGUCCAGAAAGCAGCUUGAAUGCUUGUAUAGAAAUCAUGAAAAUUGUCCAGGCUGAAGCACAGUCCCUUGUCAAAGGAAAAGGACCACAAGAUCAACUAGGAAAUGACAGAGAUCACCCUAUGAAGAUACUUUGUCCAAACAACAUCUGUGGAAGAAUCAUAGGAAAAGGGGGCUCAGUUAUCAAGAAUUUCAUGGAACAAUCGGGAACACACAUUGUUGUCUCAAGUGCCCAAGAUGCUACAUAUUUCACAGACCGAGUUGUCACAAUAACUGGUCCUCUGGAAAGUUGCAAAAAAGGGGGAGAACUGCUCUUCGAAAAAAUGAGAAAAUGUGCUGAACUUGAUCAACAGAACUAUCAGCAGAAUAUGGGUGUAUAUGGUGGAAUGGGUCCUGGAGGUCCCAUGGGUCCAAUGUUCGGAGGCGGUCGUGGAGGCCCUUACCAACAAGGACCUUAUCAGAUGCAGGGUGGUCCAGGGAUGUAUCAAGGUGGACCAGGAUUGUACGGGGCAGCCCCACCACAACCCCCUCAGCAGCUGGAGGUCACAUACCUGUAUAUACCUGAAUCAACAGUUGGUGCAGUCAUAGGAACAAAAGGGGUCAACAUUAAAAAUAUCAUGAGAUUAUCAAAUGCUAGAAUAAAGAUACUAGAUCAAAAUCAGGGCGGGGACAAUAAUGAAAAACAAGGACGAGGACCUCACAGAAGUGAAGAACAACGUAAAGUCAUCAUUACUGGUAAUGCUGAGGCACAAUGGAAGGCUCAAUUUUACAUCGCCGAGAAGAUCAAAACAGAAACUAUGGUUCCAAAUUUAGAAGAUUUCCACUUUAGGGCAGAAAUCCUGGUGCCUAAACCAAUGAUUGGCAGAAUUAUUGGAAAAGGAGGACAGCAUGUAAAAGAGAUGCAGCGAGUUACACAAGCCAUAGUGAAAACUCCAGACACUAAGUCAUUCCCAGAUAACGAGGAAGUCCCUGUAUCUAUAUAUGGACAUUUUUAUGCCAGUCAGUCAGCACAGAGACGUAUUCGUGCCUUGCUCAGCCAAGCAAUGCAGGGCCCUCCAAUGCAGGAAAGACCACCAAAUCAACGCCGACCAAUGAACGGGAACUAGGAUCUGAUGUGUCGUACCACAUUUUACCAAGUCAUGCUUUAAUGAGAUUUGAGAAACUCUUUUGAAACAGAACGUGACUUUUUACAAGCUUCUUUUUCAAAGGAUUUUCCUGUAUUGUUGAAUGAUUGAUGAAGGCAUCUAUAUCGGGUUUUAUGAUGAAGACUGGAGGCCCCGGACAAGUGUAUUUAUGAUGGAUGUUAAGAAAAAGAACAAAGGGAUGGUCAUUAUUGAUAUGUUCAGAUCAUGGCCAGUUUGUGAGAAUUUAUUUUUGAUACUUGUUGAUUACUAUUUUGUUAUUUUUACAAAAAAAAAUGAGGGUACUGUUUUUAGGCCCUUCCGUUACGAGUAAACUGCCAUAUAUUUAUUUUCUUGUCAGUAUUCUGGGUACUUGUACCUGGCAUUUUCUGGUAGAGCGGCAUUCAACUGGCAUACAAUCACUAUAAUACAAUUUCAGUGUCGAAAAAUUUAGAAGGCACUUCUGUUGUACACUCAGAAAUACAUUUAAGACCAAAAAAAUGUUUUCACACCCUCUGUACUAUCAGAUUUUAUUCUUUGUUCUUGUCAGAAUAUUGUAUCAACAUAUAAAAAGAUAAUAGAUGAAUGGAUGAAUUUAAUAUUAUGAAAUACACAGAUUGAAGGAAAAAAUCCUGUAGUUUCCAGAAUAGAAUUGUCUAUUCAGUCCACUGAUUAUAUAUACUGAUGUUUUAACAGGAAAUUCCAGGAUUUUGUUUCAAAACAUAUGGAAGUUACAGGGCGGAAUAUUGUCUCUUGUAACAUGACUCGUAUGACAUUGAUAAAUGAGGUCCAUUUUACGGUAUCAAGACUUUUCACCUCCUAGAUGUUUCUCCCCUAGACUUUUCACCUCCUGGUUGUUUCACCUCCUGUUAAUUAUAUUGAUUAAGCAGGUGUUAAGUGUUCCAAUAAGUAAGUAAAAAGUAAUCCAUUACUUACUGACUCGUAUUAGUGUAGUAAUUGGAAAAACACAAUAAUACGGAAGAUGAGGACUGGCUGGACAAUGUGCCACUUGAAAUUAAAGAUUUACUAGAACCAGAGGCAGGGUUCGCACAGGCCUUGAAAAGUCCUUGAAUUCGAUGGUAGUCCUUGAAAACUCCUUGAAAAUGACAAAAACCCUAAAAAACCUGGAAAAGUACUUGAAUUUUGAAAAAAACUCCUUGAAUUUGACCUUUCACUCCUUGAAAAUAUUCUUUCCGUAACUUUGCUUUGCAAAAAGAAUUUAAGGCUUAAAAUAAAUCGGAGAAAAUGAAAAUAAAUUCGUGAAAUUGCAGGAUUGGGUCACUCGUAUGCUAUUAUAGUGGUCUACGGCCACACUUUAUCGAUAUUUACAGAGUGCUAUUUCUACUAUAUCACCGUUUGCAUGUUUCCGUUUCCGUUUAAAAAAGUACGGGGAAUAAUAACUCGCAAUUUUUAGCUAUUUGUGAGUGUUUCCAGUGAAUUAAAAUGAGUAAGAAAAAUAAACGUGUUUACUCAAGUAAGCGGGAGACAAAAGACGAAUAUAAACAGUGGCUGAAGCCCUAUAGAGCAGACAGAACGAAGUGUAUUUGUACGUCGUGUGACAAAAUUUUGAGGUAUCAUUACAGUAGUAGGAGUGCGCUAAAAAAUCACAAGAAAAGCGAUAAACCUCAGCAAAAUAGUGAAUCACAUCAAUCUAAUAAUCGAAUUAUGUCAUUUCAAAGGUGUGACAAGUGAUGGUUGUUUUAUUUUUGCAUUACAUAAAAAAAGUUGUUCAGAUUAGGUCGUGGUUUUGAAAAAAAAUAGUGCUUGAAAAAUUGUAAAAAGUCCUUGAAAAGUACUUGAAUUUUGUCUCUGAUAUUCUGUAUGAACCAUGAGAGGACACUGAGGAACUGUUGUGCUUCAGGAAGAGAGGUAGAGGAAGCAUUGAGCACUGCUUCGUACCACGACUACCGCUGCAGGCAGUGAUUCAGAGGAUGAAGCUCUUAGACAAGUCAACAAGCUCUGGGAAACAGCAUGGGAGUUGAAGUAGAGCAAGGGUUUUACAGGAUAGAGCGAAAUCUAAUGGACCUCAUAUGUUACACCAGAAAAAAGCCGGAGAAAGUGGCACUAGUAGUUCAAAGGGAAAUAACUGAAGAUGCUCCAGUUGUAGAGUCCUAAAUAGAAAGAAACAAGGAUAUGUACAAUCAUCACUGGAAGCAGAACGGUUUUCCUAGUCUUUGGAUGGAGCAAACUGUGGAGGGCUCUCCAAAAAAGAAGAGCAAACCUAUAACCAGUGACUAAUCUGAGUAAAGAAUCCAGUGAUGCAAAAGGGACAGUAAAAGUUAAAGAAAUGGAAUGUCCUAGAGCUGACUCACCUGCACUAUGUAUUUCUUUGGUGCAGGAACCAGAUGUUGAAACAGAAAUUGUAGAACCAAAAACUGUCCAGAAAAAAAUUGUAUUUACCAAAGCAAAUCAAAAACUUACCAGUCAGGACCUAAGAUUCUAAGUUUAGACAAUGUCCCAGUUUAUCAAAGAUAUGCAAUCACUUCAACUUUAAUCAAUCAUACUAUUCAUAUUUAUAUGGGGGGUGAAACAACUAGGGUUUUUGGAGGUGAAACGACUGGUGUUCCAUUUUACAACCCAUGAGAUAGAAGUAUGUCUGGUACAUUACAAUAGUAAAAGUAUUUUUUGUCAACUACGUAGCUAGUUUAACUGUAAUAAUAUAUAUAUAUAUAAAGAAUCUGAUACAGCUGUUUUGCACCAAGGCAACAAAAUAUAAAUAGGAGUACAGCCCCCCCUUUUCUUGUGAAACGGACCUCAUCUUGAUUUAUAAAUUUGUGUUAAGCCUUCCGUACUUUACAAACCUGAUAUGAUGUAGAAUAACCAUGUUCAGUAUGUAUACAAAUGAUGCCUGUCAAUUAGUCCUGGGUUUUAUUGUCUGUUGACCUUGUAAUGACACAACUGUGCUUGUAAUUUUCAUUCACUUUGAAUUCUAUGUCUGGGUUCAUUGGAGUGAUCAAAACUUAAAUGAGCCGUGCCAUGACAAAACCAACAUAGUGGCUUUGCGACCAGCAUGGAUCCAGACCAGACUGCGCAGAUGCGCAGGCUGGUCUGGAUCCAUGCUGGUCGCAAAGCCACUAUGUUGGUUUUCCCAUGGCACGGCUCAAAUGAGGUUUUUUAUUAUAGAUAAAUGAGGUAUCUUUAUUAGAGAUCAUUAGGUUUUAAUACAUUUGGGAGUGAAAUUUUUGCUUAUUACUACAUAUAUAUAUAUAUGUGUAAAGAGGUACUGAUUCAAGUUGUUUCCAUUUGUUUAAUGUUGCUGUUACCUGGAUUAAUGGUGUAAAAGGAUAUUCAAUGAUUUUGCUUAAUUUUUUAGUGUCCAGUUGUACCACAUCACAUACAUCUUACUUCUUGGAUCAGACUGAAUUGGUUGGGAAAACAACUGCUUUUUCCUAUUUUGUGAAACUUGAAUUGAAAAUGUAUUUGAUAAUUCCAUUUGUUUUAUCUUUGACUGUUUUAUCUAUAAUUUGGGUAAGAAUGUAGGCUUGUAAAAUUUCACUCUCGAUGUUAAAUACCUGAACUGUGGAGAAACACUUCUCUAAGUGUGUUUUCAUUAUUUACUGUACAAUCCAUGUGGUCAAAAAGUCGACCGGUUUGUAUUGUCCAGUUUGGGUUGGUACAUUAUGUAAUGAGGACUACUUGAACCGAGAUUUAAAACAACUCUUGACUUGUGUUGUUUCUCACAAAGUUUUAUUUCUGUAGAUAAAGCGAGGGUCAGUUGUGAAGCUAUGGUAUAUGUGUACAAUAGUUUUUCAACUGACCCUCGAAAUGUAAAUUAAGAUUAGUUCAAUAUUGUUCAUGGAUAGUGUUUGGUGAUUUUCUUUUUAUUACAGAUUUUUGCAUCUUUUCAUAAAGAUUUAAUGCUCCAUUAUUUUAUCUUAAAAUGUUUUGGAGAAUAAUUUGUAUCUGUUUAACAAAACCCCUGAAUUUUCUCCUUUGUAAUUUCGACUACAUGUAUUCAUCAAAACUUCUAAUUUAAACACAAUGUAUCGGAAAAUUCUUGUCUGGAAACAUUUGUCCAUUUCAUUUUUAAAAAAAUCUUAGUCUGGAAAUAAAAGCUGUUUAUAUAAGUUAUGAUACAGAAAAACAAUUUACAUAGUUUUGGGCAUUACUUUUCCUAGAAAUUUCAUGAAAUGGCUGUCUUUCAGAACAUUUUUCUGGAAAAUUUAUAAUGAGUUCAUACUUGUUAAUAUUUUUGAAUUGGUUAGGAAAUGGCAACAAAGGUUAUUCUGCAGGUCCACAAUAAAAAUGUUUCAAAUGUAAUUUUAGUGCAUAUAGAGAGCAUUGAUAUUUCUUGAUGUGCUGGAAAGUAAAUUUUUGCAGUAUUGUACCAAGUUGGACCUUCGGAGGGAAUAUGUGUAUUAUGCAGCUAUUGGCUGUAAAAUAUUCCCAGGAUGCGUCGAACUGCAAACUGUGAAAUAAUUGAUGAACCUAACAAUUUAGAAAAUAAAUGUUACGCAACAAAGUUACUUCAGAGCCAGGUUAUCCAGUGAAAUGUUCUCAAAGAUGGCAAUUUAUUGUACAUAUAAACUACAUUUUACAAAGAGUAUAAAAGCAAGGUUUCUACUUUAACAGCAGCAUAAUCAGUAUUCAAACAGAACUUAAGCAUUUGUUUAGAAGGGAAUUUUGGCCCCAAGGUUAUGAAACUUAAGUUUUGAAGACCAUGGUGGAAAAUCCAGCUUCUGGUGGUUAUUUUUGAGCAUGAGUUGUCAAAACUGAUCGAUUGGAAGGCUGCAUUCUGAGGCUGGUUCUGAAACUUGGUUCAUUUUCCCCUUCAUUGUAAUGAUUUUUAAACAUCUUACCUAGUAAUGGUAAAUAGUAAAAAGAAUUGUUUGAGACACCAUAGAAGUAGCAGUCGUUUAGAAAAUGGGAUAGAUCACCACAGCUUUAUCUGAUUUAAAAAGAAAACAGCUUUAAAACCUGUAUUGAAAUGUUCUUUGAACUUGCUAUAUAAACCAGCUGUUCACUUCUAUACCAAAAAAAAUGGCUGCAUUCAUUAAAGUAAUAUGGAUAUGACUGCUUAGAUUUUUAUGCUUUUGUUGAUGAAGAAAUGUUGUCUGCAAAAUUCUUGCUACAGAAGUUUUCAUAGCAUAUCAACAUGUUUAUAUUGCUAUUCUUUGAAAAAAUCAGUUGCAAGUACCAAAAAAAAAUCUUGAUGUUAAAUUUAUAUACUGUUUUAAAUAGUCUUGUAUUCUAAAUAAUCACAAUGAUUAUGUAGGAUAUGAAACUGUUGCAAAUUAUUUUAAUUGUAAAAAAGUCAGUACAAAACACAGGUUGGAUUAACACGCUAAGUAGUCAAUUCGUUCAUCGGAACAGAUGUAUGGUGUGUAAGGAUGAGCUGUCUGAGAGCAGAAGUUUCAGAGUGUUGAACAGAACUCUGAAGUUGUGCCCGCACACAUCAAUUUUUGCUUCCAAUUUCAAAGGGUUGGACAGUGGGUUGCAGAUAAAAGUUUUCUUGACUUCCAUAAGUAAGUCGCUGUCUUGCUGGUCUGAAAAAUGAAAGUUCUGUUUCGGCUUGUGUUUUGUACUAUUUUCUUGUAUGUCUCUCUCUUAUGGAAGCUUUGGAAGAUGAAAUGCAGUAGGGAAACUGAUUUUUUCUUUCCAAGGUUUUCAUGAAAAUAAGAACAGAAAAAGAGAUCUUUCUGAACAUUGCUUGCAUACUUUUAAGAGACAGUUUUAUAGUUAAUGGUCACUAAAAUACAAAUUUGAAAUGCAAGUAAGAACAUAUGUAAUAGAUUUUACAUACUGUCCUGCAGACCUGAAAAAUGUGAAGUUUGAAGUUAAAUUCUCUAAAACAUAUUUGUGUUCUUACUAUCAGCAUGAUAGAUUUACAAAUAAUGUGGUUUAGACCAUUACGUAAAAAAAUAUGGAAAAAGUGUUAAAAUUGCUAAUCAUGUACUCCUUUUAAACAAUGUGGUGACAAUUUUGUACCCCAUGUUAUCUAUAAUUCUGUAAUCUAGACUAGUAUACCAUUACAAAUUAAAGAUGUAUACACUGACCAGCCAUAUUAAAUCAUUUGGUGAAAAUCCGGUUCUGAGCUGGACAGCAAAUGUAAAGGCUGUAUAUUCCUACAUUUGCCCCGUAAGAAGACUGUUGGAGUAAAAGGAAUAUAUUUGCUAAAUUUUUUGAUUCCAUUUAGACCCAAUUGGUUGAUUCUUUAGAUGUUUUACCAUUUUAAGUGUUAGGAGUUUAGUACUUUUUGCUUCUGUUUGCAUUUAUUUGACAUAUAGUUUAUGCCAGGUUGGCAGAACAGUAACUAGAGUACUUGUGCUUUUGUAACUGACCUACUGUUUGCAGUUGAGAUAAUUAUUGUUUGAUAUCUGCUUUAUUUAGAUUGCAUAAAAUUGUAUUCGUGUUUUCAGGUAUUAAUCGAAGUAUGGUAACAAGUAUUUAUCUCGAGACUUUAGAAACAGUUACGUAAAAUGAUACUCAGUAAAGUACAUAAUUUCUAAGUUUUUAGUUUAUCAUUCUUAAAAGGUGAAGAACAAGUGGAUGACUUCGUCAAAUUUUUGAAUAAUUCUGUUACUAGUUGUGUUACACAAAGUUCUUUUUUUAAAUAGGAUAUAUUAGUGUCUCGUAUCAUGCUGUUUAUGCUAAAACACGUGCAAGCAGUUCUGUAAACCUGGUUCUUGACAGGAUGGGGUUAAAUCAGUAACCACAGUUUACUUGGCUUGCAUGUGUAACCGCAAACUUAGUAACUAGAGCUGUAUGUAUACAUAGUGACUUGUGAUUUAAACUGGCUGUGUUUGCUCUAAUAAAUGCGCCAUCUUGAAGGAAGGCAUUUAAACGCCUCGGAGACCUAGAACAGGUUGUCUGUUUUUGACUCGCUGGCGUAAUUCUGUAGAAAGCUAUUAUUUUAAAAGCUCUCUGCUUUUCUAGCUCGAUGCCAUGCCUUAAUUUUAGGUGGGGUUUAUUAGAGUAAAUAAUAUCUGUCCUCUUACUAGGACAUGUUGUACUACACAAACAGUCACUGCAGAUGAGAGAUUGACCUGUGUAAUGAGAGGAUGGAUCUACCACACCUUAUUUACUGCAGUCUGAGUUACACAGCAUUUUAGAUGUUGUACUUAAGCUGUUACAUAUUUCAGUUAUAUAUUUUCUUGGUUGAUAUGAGCUGUGGGUUUUUCUUAAUUUCAGACUUGAUCACAGCAUGAAAUAUGACUUUACAAGAUUCGAUACUCUGUUUAAACAAAUUCAGCCACUGUAAAGUGAGUAAUUUCAUAUUCAGACAUAUAAAAUUGAUGUUUGUAAUCGACCGAUUAUUUCAAAGCCAAUACCUUAUUUUAUUUUUAGGACUCGUAUGUAUCAAACAUGUUUUGGUUUGGUCUGAAUUUGAAAAUAUGAGCAAUUUUAGGGACUGUAUGUCUAUAUUCAAAAUUCAAGAAAUCGCAACUUUGCUUUGUUCAGCAACAAAAAUCAAUAUGUACUUUGUUGAUUCCAAAACACAAGGCAGUUAGAAAAACAUAAAUAUGAAUAGCCUUAUUUAAUACCAUGAGAUAUACAGCUCCUGAAGAAAAAAAACAUUCUUCAGAAAUGCAAGAAAGGUUGGAAGAUACAAUUUUGCUUUGAAUUUCCUCAAGUAAAAGUAAACAUAGCGAGUUCCAGUGUUCAUUUGUAAAGUUGUUUAGUAACUUUAUGCUGUAACAUAGAUAUGGUACUGUGUUCACUUUGGUUAUAAUUUGAGUAAUGUUUAAACACACAGAUAGACUUAAGAAUCUGGAUAUUAUUACAAUGUUGGAAUGAUUUGUUGAUCUUGAAUAUUGCUUAAGCAGUAAUUUCAGUGUUCAUACAUACAACUGGAUGAAUUUGCAAAUAACUCUGUAUGCACUUUGUAUCUUUUUUGCAUUGCCUAUCAGUAUCUAAUGUUAAAUAUGACAGUUGUCCUCGGUCUAGAUCAGCAGUUGUCUGCAGAUUUACAACUGAGGGAUUUACAACAUAGGGCAUUCUUUUUUACAGUAUAUUGUUUGUGAAAUCAGAGUCAUUUGUUUAUGAAACAAGUGCAUUUCGAAGUGUAAUAUUAUAACAAGUGUUCACGGUAUUCAAAUGCCAGCUCCUAUUCUACCAGGAAUAAAAAAAAUACUAAAAAUA
Mercenaria mercenaria is the source of this 9984-nucleotide messenger RNA. Its product is annotated as insulin-like growth factor 2 mRNA-binding protein 2. The record is from RefSeq and is a predicted model, not a curated record. Gene Ontology annotation, molecular function: mRNA 3'-UTR binding. Lineage: Eukaryota; Metazoa; Mollusca; Bivalvia; Venerida; Veneridae. Gene Ontology annotation, cellular component: nucleus; cytosol; cytoplasm. Gene Ontology annotation, biological process: nervous system development; regulation of gene expression. The coding region runs from base 1 to 1887 and encodes 628 amino acids. The transcript has 18 exons.